Messenger RNA from Humulus lupulus (European hop), 1210 nucleotides. RefSeq lists its product as uncharacterized. The record is from RefSeq and is a predicted model, not a curated record. Bases 550 to 987 code for a protein of 145 amino acids. The transcript is spliced from 3 exons. NCBI's taxonomy places the organism in Eukaryota, Viridiplantae, Streptophyta, Magnoliopsida, Rosales, Cannabaceae.
AUUACUAUUACACCCACUAAGCAUUAUUUUACCCUGCAAGUGAAAACAGUUGAAAUAAGAUGUAUUGCAAUUGGGGGUUGAAAGAGUAGAAAUAAGAUGUAAAGCAAGAGACUUUGAUGAUUCUCUGACCAAUUGGUCUUAGGCAUAUACCGUCAUCAGAAGAAAGCAAGUGACCCACUUGUAAGAAGAAAUGACUGAAAAUUGGUUUAGCGUGAGGUGAAAGCGUUGUCGUUGCCAUAUACUUGGACCAAAAAUUCCAAACAAAUUGUGGUUAGUGCUGAGUAAUAAGAGAAACAUAAGGAAAUGAAACCCAAGUAGUGAAUUUUAUCGUCCUAUAAUCACUCUCGGCCAACCAAAAAGCUCUAUUCUUCUUUCACUUGAACGGGGUCUUCAAUUCAACGUGGUUCCACAUGUUACUCAUAUUCACUCUCCCUCUGCCACAUACGUAUAAAAUAUAUAUAUAAAUGCAUGCAUGGCUUUUCUUAAAAUAAACCCAUUUAACCAAAACAAAUAGUUACAGAGACUAGGAAAAAUCGGCCAUAGAAAGAAAUGCAUCAUUUAGUUGUGAAACGCAAUGUUUUCGAGUCAGAUUCGGACUCAAACCCGAACAAGCUUAAGCUCAGCUAUGGCAGCAGCAAUGACCGGCCUCUUUGUCCCAAGCCUCGGCGACCUGUUGGACCUGCCAUUCCCGACUUCCUCAAGCCUCAUAGAUGUUCCAAUCACAGCCAAUCUAGUAGCGAUGGAAGAAGCGGAAUCUUGAAUUUGAUCGAAGACAAGAAUGGUGUAGUUGAGAGAAGGGAAUGUAUAUGCAGCGGUUGCUCAUCGGCAGUUCCGGCAUGUUAUUCGGGUUCACCACCGGGUCGAACCGAUAACCCGUUGGUUCACGACGUUCAAUUUACGCAGUACCAGAUGGAGCUUCUCUCGCCAUUGACGCGAACCAACCUCUCUGAUAGAUUUGGCUUCACCAACUCUACCUCACCUCUUUGAGAGUCUCAAAAACGACGUCGUUGGCACCUCAUUUCAUCUUUUAAAAAAAUUACAAAUUAAGUGUAGAUAUAAUAUUAGGAUUUUUUAUUUUUUUAUUUUUUAACGUUGAGUUUUGCUGUAACAGGGUUUAAGCAACAAGAGUUUAUCAAUAAAAUUGUUUCGGAAUUUUUCUUAAAUUAUUAUAUCUAAUUAAUUAUGUGAAGAAACACUAUAUAAAUUAAUU